This is a messenger RNA of Paramecium sonneborni, 4480 nucleotides long. The record is from the annotation of a GenBank genome assembly. NCBI's taxonomy places the organism in Eukaryota, Ciliophora, Oligohymenophorea, Peniculida, Parameciidae.
AUGAAAUCGAACUACGGAGAUCCUGAAUUAAUAAGAUGGUUAAAUAAGGAAAUCAAACUUUAACCUGCUAUUCUAGACAUUGAGAAACAAUUUUAGAAUUGGUUUAAUUUUUAAGAAGUUCUCUAUAAAACAGGAAAUCCAAUUAAGAAAAUCUUAACAAAUAAAUUUGAUGAAUAUUCAACUUAAAAGAAUAUGAAGAUAGUUAAAAAGCACAUAAUAAAAUUAGUAGGAAUUGAACCUAAGGUUGAAAAAGGUUAAUCAUAAAUAGAAGAAUAUUUGAAAGCAAUAAAAUAGUAUAGUAAACCAAUAGCUGUUAAUUCAUUACUUACAAUUGCUCGUAAAGAGACAAAAGAUGUUUUAAAUGAAUUGACAAAAACAUUGAAAGUAACAGAUAAAAAACAAGUACAUUCAUUGGUGAAUAAGUAAAUAAUGAAACUGUUAUAUCAAUUUUUAGUUAUGAAGAGAAGUUUAUAAACUCAUUGCCAAAGAAAUUAAAGUCUAUUGAAGAUAAUUUACAUAGAUUUCGAGAUGAGAAACUUAUACAUGAGAUUCAAGCAGUGAGAUUAAAGUAAAAAGAUGAGGAAAAGGAGAAAUAAUGGUUGAUGUCACUUAGAGAUAAUGAAUUAGAAAAGAUAAGAGCAAAUCAUGAAUUUAUAAAAGAAUAAGAUAAAAAGAUAUAUGAGUUUUGGAAAUAUACCGAAACAGUUAAACAUAAUAGAAUUGAUAAAGAGAAAAAAUUAAAUGAUAUGAUGACAGGUAGAAUGAUGGCAGAAAUAAAUUAAAAGAAAAAAGAGGAUUAAAAAGCUAUGGAUAAUAAUAUUUAUUUGUUUUUGUAAACAUGUAUUAGAUAAGGAAUAGAAAUAGAAAAAGAUCCUUCUAAAAAACCAGUACCUGAAAAGGCUAAGUUUUCUGCAGUAGCAACUAUGAUGAAAAUAAGAGAGAGAACACAUAAAACAGAAGAAGCUAGAAAAGCAAGAUAAAAAAGAAGAAAUAAAAUGUUAGUGGAAUAAUUAAAAUAAUAAGAAUUAGUAGAGGCUAAAAAAAGAUUGGAUGAAUUAGUUGAUAAAUUUUCAGAAUAUGGAAAAAUUGCAAAUCAAGAGGCUGCUUUAAGAUAAAAAGAAAAAUUAAGAGGAAAACUAUAAUUUAAUGAAAGGAUAUUGAUGUGUGAAGUAUUGGAAGAAUAAAAAGAAAUGUUUUUUGAAUAAUUAAGAAAAGAAGCUAAAGCAAGAGAAUAAGAUGUUAGAUUAUAAAGAUAAAAAGAGUGGAGAAUACUUUAAGUUUAAUAUAUGGAAUAAAAUUAUAAUAGAAAAGUAUAAAAAAGAUAAAAACAUAUAUAAUAAAUGCAACCAUUAAUAUUGACAAUCUUAGAUUUAGCUGAUAAAUGUUAUUUAAAAAUGAAUGAGAAUGUUGAAUAAAAAGGAAAACCUUUAACAUUAGAUAAAAAAAUAUGGAAUAAAUUUAUUGAAGAAUGGUAAAAUGAAUUAUCACAGAUAAAACCACUUCAUGAUAAUAUAGCUGCUGCAAUUACUUAAGAUUUUGUUGAAUAUUAUCAUGCAGUUAAAGAUUGGAAAUCUACUUAAAAUGAUAGUUAAAUAAUGGCAAAUAUAUCAUUAGCUGAAUUUCUAUUUGAAAUUACUGAUGAAUUAUAUCCGAUGUAACCAUUAAAAGAAGGUAUCAAUUAUUAUUUACCUCUUAAAAUAUCAUUAAUUGGAGGUAAAUUUAGUGGUCGUAAAACUACUGCAAAAUAUUUAAAUUAAAAAUAUGGAUUGGAAAUUAUCGAUAUAGAAUCUAUUAUAAAAGAAUCAUUAAAGCUUGCAUUUCCUCCAAUAGAAGAUCCUAAGAAAAAGAAAGAUACAAAAAAAGUUAUUGAAGUACCUGUUAUAGAAAAUCCAGAAUUAAAAGAAUAUGGAUUAUAAAUUAAUGAAUAUAAAGAUUCAAUCAUACCAGAUGAAUUACUCUUGAAGGGAAUCUUAAUUAAAUUGAAUCAAACAUUUGGUUAAAGAACUCCUCUUUAGGUUGCAUAAGAAAUGAAAGAAGCCAAAGAAAUUUAAUUAAAAAAAGAUUAACAACCUAUUGUAGAAGAAGUUAAAAAGACCUCAAAAAAACCAGGUAAAAAAGAUGUACCAUAAAGUACUGGUCCAACUUAAGAAGAUUUAAUUAAAGAAUAUAUAAAUUCAAAAUAGUUCUAUUAUACUAAAGGUUGGGUUUUAAUUGGUUUUCCAGAAAAUUAUAACUAGGCUAAAAUGCUUGAAGAAUAAUUAACUGGAUUCAUUCCUUAUGAUGAAAGAUUGAAUUAAAUUGCAGAAGAAAAAAAAUAAAAAUUCUAAGAAUUAUUAGACAUUCCAACUUAAGAAGAAUCUAAUAAAAUUCAGUAAUCAGGAAUAGAUUUAAUUAUUAAUCUAGAUACUCCUUAUGAAUAAAGAAUUUAAAGAAUGUAAAAUAGAAGGAUUGAUCCACUUACUGAAAUAAUGUACAAUUUAGAAGAGAAUCCACCUCCUCCUGAGAUUAAACCUGAUAAACUCUUAAAGAUUGAAACUGAAACUGAAGAGUAAAUUUAUAUUUAAUAUUAGAAAAUUAUAAAAAGAAUUUUAAUAAUUUAAUGAAAAUUUGAGUAAACUUUAAGAAUGGUGCGAAUAAUUUGGAUUUGAAGAAGAUUUUAAAUUAUUGCAUCAUAUUAAGGUUUAAGGUAAAGGUUUUGAAGUUGCAAAAUAAAUAGAUAAUUUGAUUAAUAAAGUACUUACUCAUAAUUGUGAAUAUUUAAAUCAAAUUACUGAAGAAAUAUUAGCUUAAGAAUUAUUAUAAGAAUAAUAAUAAGAAUAAUAAUAAUAAAUAUAAAUAUCAGAAAAUCAAGAUUUGGAAAAAGUAGAAGAAUAAAAUACAGAAUAAUAAGCAUAACAAUUAUAAGAAAAAUAAAGUCUUCUUGAUGCUAAAUAAUCAACUGAGAGAGGUAGAUCUCAAUUAGCAUCAAGGUAAAAAGAUGCUUAAAGUGAAUUUUUAAAUUAAGAUUAAUUAAAAGGAAUUUUAAAAUAAUGGGAUGAAAUUUCUAAUACUUAUAUUAGAGAAAGUACAAUUUAUAUUAGAAGAAUGAGUCAUUAAAGAAAAAAAUGUUAAUAAAUAUUUUUAUAAACACAAAAAACAUUUAUUGAAUUCUUUGAGAGUCCAGAUAACAAACUAAAAAUAAUGCAUGAAUUUUAAUUAAACUAUAAUAAAUUCUUAUAAGAAAAUGAUGAUUUAUCCAAAUAAAAAAAUGCUAAGUAAUAGUUAAAAGAUCAUUUAUAAAAAACUUAUGAAUAAUUGUGGGAUAUACUAAAUCAUAAAAAGAAUUAAGCUUUAGAUUUUGUUAAAAAAUUAAAGAAGGAAAGAUUUGUUGCUAUUUAAAUAUAAUAAUUUAUGUAACAUGUACUUAUGCUUUUACAAACUGAAACCAAUCUAUUAACAGAAAUCUAAUUAUUAGGAAAACCUUGGAGCGAACAUUUUAUACUUGAGCCACCAUAAUCAUAAUUAAUAGAGGGUUAUAAAUUUCCUUAAUUGGAAGUACUUAUUUCAUACUAUAAUGAUUGUCUCGAUAAAAUCACUUAAGGAGAAGAAUCAUUAAUAAUUAAAAUAUAAAAAGAAAUUGCAUACAAAAGAGGUUAAAUUAUAAGAAGUGUGGCUUAUAGCAAAAUGACUGAAAUGUUAUUGAUGGAAGAUAUUCUCUAUUCAAGAAUAGAUGAUUGGAUUAUUUGUGGAAUUAAAAAGUAAUUAUAAUUAUUAAUUUAUAAGUGAAAACGAUUUUUGUUUUGAAUCAAUCAAUUAUUUAAAAUAAUAAAUUGAAAAUAGAUAAACAGCUAUACUAACAAUUCCUGAGCCCAGUCCUAUUUCAGAAGCCUUCAAAAUGGUUUAUAUGUAACAACAUUUAAUUCCUGAAUCUCAUAAGUGGAGAUAGGCUAUUUAAUUUUAUGAAGAAAUUAAAUCGCUUAGUGAUUCAGUUUGGAUUCCUUUAGAUAUUUAUGAAUCUUUUUAAAAAAGAAGAACUAAUUUCUUAUCCUUAUUUAAAUUAAAUAUCAAUAAAAUUGCUCAUUUAGGCUGUUAUCCAAAUGUUCGAUUUAGUUAUCAAACUUUACUCAUUACUAUCAUUUUAUAUGAAUGCAGAGUCCCAACAUAAGAAGAAAUUUAACAAUUAGUCAAUGAUAUUUAAUCUGUAGAACCUGAUGAUUAGAGGGAUUUUUGGAUAGAAGUAUUUCAAUUAUUUAUUAUUAUUUUAGUAUUAGUUUUGGUUUGAUGAUAACUUUAUAGAUUAAGAAUUUAAUCUAAAAAUUUAUGUCAAAAAUUUCUUAUUCAAUGUAUUACAAUCACAAGAUUUAGUAAUAAAAAUUAGAUUAUUUAGGCUGUUUCAGUAAAAGAAAAUUUUGGAUAUUUCAAAUAAUAUGAAAAUUAUCUAUUUUCAUCUAUUUUUGAUGAAGAAAUUAUAGAGGAAGAUAAAAAUUAAUAGCCAAAAUGA